GCUUUGUCAAUGUCGACGCCUCGGGUGUUUUUGUUCUUUCUGUCAGCAGUAACGGGAAGAGAAGAGAACAAGCUUGGGAGGCGAUGACUGGGCGCGGGAAAAGGAAAUCCAAAUCGGCACAGCAGGACUUGAAAGCUGUGAAUGGAAAUGUAAAGAAGGUCAAGCAACAUGAAGAGGCAGACGUGCCCAAAGAACUCAGACAGGAGGUUAACCGUCUUUACCAGCUUGGGAUGCCUGAAGACUUUUAUCACUUUUGGGUCUUCUGUGAGAAACUUAAUCCCGAGGACCCUUCUGGAGCACUGCAGCCCAGCCUUGGACUCCAGCUGGUUGGCCCAUAUGACAUCCUGGCAGGAAAACAUAAAUCUGUAAAGAACUCAAACCCAAACUACUUUCUCCAUUGGCGGCAUUUUUAUGACCCCCCUGAAUUUCAAACCAUUCUGGUGGGAAAUGCAGAGACUCAGUAUCACAUGGGAUAUUACAGGGAUAGUCCAGAUGCAUUGCCUGUGUUUAUUGGAGCAAAUGAAGCGAAGAAAGGCUGUUCAUUAUCUCAGAUGGGGGACAACAUGUUUGCUGCAGUCAGACUUUUUCUUGCUAAAAGACAGAAAGAAAAGAGUAAUAAAAAGCAAGACAGUUCUCUAUGCAGCCUGGAAGAGGAGUUGACAGCUGCAGCAGAGAAACUUGGGUAUUCGUUGGAGCAAAAAACCAAAGAAAUGAAGCAGAGGGACAAAAAGGUAGUUACAAAGACGUUCCAUGGGGCUGGCAUUGUGGUUCCAGUGGAUGAAAACGACGUAGGUUAUCGAGAGCUUCCUGAAACGGAUGCCAGUCUUAAAAAGAUAUGCAAAUUGAUCACAGAAGCCCCGAAUGAUGAGGCGAGAAUCCAAGCCUUUGCUCCCAUUCAGGAGAUGAUGACCUACAUUCAGUUUGCCAAUGAUGAAUGUGACUAUGGUAUGGGGUAUGAACUUGGGAUAGACCUUUUCUGCUACGGAUCACAUUAUUUCCACAAGAUGGUACGACAGCUCCUGCCAAUGGCCUACAGCCUUCUCAAGAGGAAUCUUUUUGCUGAAAUCAUUGAAGCUCAUUUAGCCAGUAGGAACCAAGGAAACAUGGAUAAGUUGUCUGCAUGAAAUAAAAGGUCUUGAAUAUUCA
Molecule: messenger RNA, 1146 nt
Organism: Polyodon spathula (Mississippi paddlefish)
Lineage: Eukaryota; Metazoa; Chordata; Actinopteri; Acipenseriformes; Polyodontidae
Product: histone PARylation factor 1
Exons: 8
Coding region: 84-1124 (346 amino acids)
Biological process (GO): DNA damage response; regulation of protein ADP-ribosylation
Cellular component (GO): nucleus
Molecular function (GO): histone binding; poly-ADP-D-ribose binding
Source: RefSeq, a predicted model, not a curated record